Toxoplasma gondii ME49 is the source of this 3382-nucleotide messenger RNA. RefSeq lists its product as hypothetical. Lineage: Eukaryota; Apicomplexa; Conoidasida; Eucoccidiorida; Sarcocystidae. The transcript has a single exon. Bases 910 to 1551 code for a protein of 213 amino acids. The record is from RefSeq and is a predicted model, not a curated record.
GUGUUGUUGAAGCGGGAUUCUACUGUGGCGAACACUUGUUCAGCAUCGAUGGAAUGCUGAACGUAACAACUUUCGGUAGCGAAUCGUGUGUAGCGAUGAAGCCGCCGUGGUGAAUUUACCCGUUUGGUACUUCCUUUGAUGUGCUGACACCGGUCAGCCAGCUAGUGGGUGAAGCCUUGAGGCAACCUAGCGUGAUUCAGCACCCAACACUAAGGCACCAGUCUAUGUUGAAACUGUAUAGCUUCAAGACGCAGUGUAUUCGCAUGGAGAGUGAGGCGGGGCUUGCACGUCUCGGCCCCCUAUCGAGUCUAUGUCUCUCAGUAGUCAUCUUUGACACGGAUGCAAACAAAGCAUUCGAGAAUCGUUGAGAGAAGCUUGAACCAUAAGGCCUUUUAUAGCUACCUUAUGUGUCGUACCCCCCACGGCCCUGGGUUAGGCACACCGUCUUGUGUUGGUUGGGUGUGUGGAUGUAGCGUGGGCUUGCUGCUCCGAGGACAAACAAGAAUGAGGGAGGUCAACGCUACGCACGUUAAAUCUCGGCGUCGCAUCACCUAGCCAGCCGAAAGACGUGAGCCGACCGCGCUGACUCCCGUCGUCGCUGAGCUCGGAUGGCCGGGAACAGGCACAAAGGGAUUCGUUUGUGAAUCGUCCAGCGGUCACGGAAUUUCGCAGUUCAGAAUCGGGGAUCCACGGUUUUGUGCACGUCCUUUCCUUGAUUUGUAAGAUGUUGGCAGUAGUUGAUUUUGGUCAUUUAUCGCGCGCAAGUGAGAGGUAAUUUGUUUUGGUUAACCAAUGGCGACAAGUAUGCCGUUCUUGUAGUGACCCAUCUUCGCACUUGUCAAUGCAGAACAACGAGUCAAACAUGGUCGGGUCUUGCUUUUUUCGUGCACCGGUCAAUUAGUCCCGAACAUGGAACGAAGUAACCGUUUGAGGCAAGUGGCCAAACGCCUUGGGCUGUGGUCCGUAUUUGUUCUGCUCUCUGUCGGCGGCAUAUUCCCCGUGAGAGCCUCUCAGGAAAAUAAGAAUUUAGGAAAAAGCAGAGAUUAUGGCAGAUCUGGUCCCGACUCGCCUGCCAGACCUUCACCACAGAUUCUUGACACCGAAGCUACAUUCGGACCUCUGAGGGAGGGUGAAGGCAGAGUGAGAAGCAUCGUAGAGGCACUGGAGAAACGUGCCAUCGACGUAGGUGCAUGGACACCAAUUCCAGCUCCUGCAGGGCCUAUGGGAGUGAUCCGAAGCAUUACAGGAAGCAACCAACAGCAGAAAGGGCAGCUGGGGCCCCGUCGUCUCGUGGAUCCACGUGACAGUGACUCCUCGGUCCCUAAACCACCUAUCAGCGAACCAACACAAUAUGGUCCCUCUCGGAUGCCAGUUUCUGCUACCCUUGUGAGCCAGACCGUUGCUACGUUCUCUCCCUUAAUGACUGGUCCGCGAGGUGGAGUCCCCCAAACCCCUCAACUCGUCUUGCCAGUACCUGUGUCAGGGCCCACACAACAGGGGCCAAAGGCGCAGAGCACCUUGUCCACUUACCAGGCAAGGGAUCACGACUGAAAGGUCGUGAAAGCCUUCGAGGGUUAUCAGGAGAGAAGCGGUGUCGCGUCGUGGGCACGUACAAAGCCACAGGUGGAGAAGGGCGGCGUGCUCGACUGUCGUCUGUGCCCGUGAACGCUACCGUGAGGUGAAUGAAGUACCCAGGUCGGCUCUUGUAUUCGUUUGUGACAUUAUAAGCGUGUCAACCGGUGCUGACGACUCAAACGACGCGUUUUCAAAGGUGGUCGUGAACCAGAGUACGUGACUGCAUGUAUCGGAUCGUCUCCCGGUGCGUAGGAUGAAGAAAAUAGGGUUAUAGGGUCGGAGAUGGGACAACAUUGGCAGUUCGGUUUGCUGAAGCGUCUUGUAUUCAUAUUCGUCGUGUGGUGAACGGCUGAACUUCAGCAAAGUUUUUCUCGCAGAUGAACGAAUAGCAGUUGCAUUUCGUUCCGGCUGGCUAAAUUUCUGUAGUCGACGCGGUCACCAAGGACGUUCGGUCGCCAUGACCGAAGUGGCUGGUACCAGGGGUAAUGAUUCCCGCAGAAGGGCAGUCUUUUGGAGAGCGAACAAAGUGCACAAAUGAUACGAGCUAACACACCAUUCGUGCAAGGGAAUAUGUUCAACUCCCGGCGAACGCUUCCUGCCGGCUGUGAGAUGGCAAUUCGACAUCGGAGUGUAUUAACGCACUCCUUCAAAUAAGCGGAUUGGAUAUUACCCUUUCUUACUUGCCUUAGCACCUGCCCAUCUGCUCUAAAAUUAUUUUACUGCUACGCUUUGCUUUUUGUAGAGCAAUUCCUGUUUAUGCUUGCGAAGUAGUAUCUCGGGCGUUUACCCAAAAUGGAAUCAAUGCCACUGGAAGCGACACUUUCCGCUCGGGUAUCUACUGUGCCGUUGAUGAUGCGAGGAGAGCUGGCGCUUGUUGAACAGCAGCAACGCCUGCGAUGGUCUGGUUUGAUAUGGGAGCCGGCGCCAUGGAAGUGGUCCGAUUCGCCUCAACUGCAACUUGAAGGGGAGACUGUCUCUCGGGUUAUUUCGAAACACAGGAGACUGGUGCAGAAAUGCGUCUCCCUGGAAACAGAGUUGAACUAGUUGUCCCUCUUUACCUAAUUGAGUAGCAUGCAAAUAAAUUAGUGUCCUGACUAAUGUAAAUACACCGCUGCUACUUCACGGGACACCGGACAGACUGUAAGAACCCUAGAGAGCUGAGGGUGUCCUCAUCAAAAGUAUUGACCGGGCAGCAAGAACCUACGCAUCUCUGAUUAUUCAAUCAUGUAUCAUGCGCUUCCAUUUCUGGCUACGGUCCAAAACUCUGAGGGACACUCAGUUGAGACAUGCGGCUAUUUCGCAUGCACACCGGAGUCAACCAUCAGCUUGAUGGAGGCCAGUGUGUCAACAAUCGCCAACAAAGUUUCUGGCGUUGCACUAAGAACCGACGAGUGGCGGGAAUGAGCAUUAAUUUCACCCAGUUAUUUCUUUGUUUUGCUGGGGUUCUCCGAUGCGUAAGCGUAAGAUAGAUAGACGUUCGUCCUCAUCACUUCUGUCGGUGAUUAGUUCGGUGUGGCGGCAACCCCCUAAUGCAGCUUGAUGCAAAACAACGUUUGAGGCCUGCGAUGGCAUGCAAAGAAAAUGUGUGUCUAUCUGUGUCUAGAAGUUCUGCAUGGGUCAUGCUGGGUAUCAGUCGGAAAGAAAAGCUGUCUCUUCGUGUCUUCGUUCCCUGGACGUUUCUAUAGUGAGGCAGAGCCCUCCUAAGACUGAGGAAGCGUCCUAGUUACCACACACCCCUCGUCACGUGUUUCGAAGAGAACCAAAUGCUGUAGCGGAAAAAGACGUCCUUUCACGUUGUCUCACGUGU